AUGUCUGGCUACUACCCAUCCCAAACAGACCUCUCCAUGAUGAGUCACGAGGAAGUCAUGGCAUCAUUAGCCUCGUCUUCGACCGGGAACACUGCGAUACCAGCCAUCUACGGACCAGGAGCAGCUUCUCUUCCGCAAUCUGCACCGACAUUCUCGCCUCCAUAUGCACCUGUACAAUACCUUCCUCAAACGACCUACGCACCGUACUCGCAAACAUCCUACACGGGCCAGCAGAUCUGGUCCUCGCCGCCGCCAUCUGCGGAUUCUCAGCAACUAGCGUUCCCUCCUUCGGAUCCAGCAUUCUCAUUUCCUCGGUCACAUCAUCAAUACCAUGAUAAUGGCCUUGGUCUCAGCCCAGAGCUACACACUCGCGCUUCUCGAUCCCCCUCCUUUACGUCUGCCGGGGUUUACACAGCCAAGUCGUCGCCAGAUCCGCAGCGGUCUGAUUACUCUCGCUCGGUAUCCCCCAGUUCCGGUGAUCUGAGACAAUACGGAUAUCUAAAUAAGCAAGGCACCUGGAGCUGUGCAUAUCCGGCUUGCACGUCGCGGGCAGUGUUUACCCGGGGCUGCGAUCUCCGAAAACAUCACAAGAGACACACAAAAUCGUUCUUCUGCCGGCACGAAGGGUGUCCGCAAGCGCGCGGUGGCGGCUUCAGCUCUAAGAAGGACCUGGCGAGGCAUGAGGCCAAACAUAACCCGGGCGUGCUGUGCGAAUGGGAAGGCUGCGAGCGUGUAUUCAGCCGAGUAGACAAUAUGCGGGAUCAUGUAAAGCGAAUUCAUCUGAAAGCGGCAAAACAAGAGGAACUUACGCGGGCUGUCGCUAAGCUUCGCAUGUUUGGAUCCACGCCGCACUUCCAGCCCCAGUCUAUUUGUGGGAUGUUUCUGAACGCAGCACCAAAGCGACUUUAA
Molecule: messenger RNA, 909 nt
Organism: Eremomyces bilateralis CBS 781.70
Lineage: Eukaryota; Fungi; Ascomycota; Dothideomycetes; Eremomycetales; Eremomycetaceae
Exons: 3
Coding region: 1-909 (302 amino acids)
Biological process (GO): regulation of transcription by RNA polymerase II
Cellular component (GO): nucleus
Source: RefSeq, a predicted model, not a curated record